ACCUCAGCGAUUGCCCGUCCCACAUGAUUUGACUCAUAGGUCCUCUUUUGUCCGUAAGCAGUUGUCUUAGAAGAGAAGAAAGGGCUCUCAGAUGCUAUGUCUGUCCAGGGACUCAACAGAACAAUGGAAUAUUAUUCCAAUACAGAAAAUUUGGAUGAGGAUGGAUAUACUCAAUUAGACUUCAACUCUAGAGACAACUCCAGGAGACCUAUAGUCUCAAAGAAAGGAACUUGUGCUGCAUCUCCUCGUUGGUGUGUCAUUGCUGUGAUUUUGGGGAUCUUAUUCUUGAUAACACUGGUGAUAGCUGUGGUUCUGGGCACCAAGGCUGUUUGGAGGUCCUACUCAGGGAGCAACCCACUGGAGAACAACUUUUCAUCAAGAAGUAACCAGAACCAGAGCCAACCCACACAAUCAUCUUUAGAAGAGAGUAUGUCUCCUACCAAGGCUCUCACAACCAGAGGAGUUUUUUCCAGCCCUUGUCCUCCUAACUGGAUUAUACAUGAGAAGAGCUGUUAUCUAUUUAGAAAGUCACAAGAUUCCUGGGAUAAGAGUAAAAAACAAUGCUCUCAACAGGGCUCUAGUCUGCUGAAGAUAGACAGCUCAGAAGAAUUGGAAUUUAUAAGGAAGCAAGUGUCUUCCCAACCUGAUAAUUCAUUUUGGAUAGGGCUUUCUCGCCCUCAGACUGAAGGACCAUGGCUCUGGGAAGAUGGCUCAACAUUCUCUUCAAACUUAUUUCAAAUAAGAAGUACAGUUAACCUGGAAAGCUUAUCGCACAAUUGUGUAUGGAUUCACCUGUCAAUCAUUUAUAACCAACUUUGUAAUGUCCACUCAUACAGUAUCUGUGAGAAGACAAUUGCAAGAUAAUGGGGAGGGAGUGGAGAAGGGCAGAGAAACGUGGGGUAUAAAUAUUGAAAAUGUUAAGAGGCGCAAUCACUCCAACAAACUUUAUUAUCUUAGCUGAGAAACAGAAUGGAGAGGCUGUGAUUUCUACAUUUACCAAUCAGCGUUAUAUUCUAGUUAUAGAGCCUCAGAGCUGGACUCAGGGCAGCUGAAUUUGAAUUUCCAUUCUAUCAUUGAGUUAGUAUUUACCUGAGAUAAACCACAAAUCCUUUGUGUUUUAAGGGAAUAUUGAUUUCUGACUCUAUCAGAGUCUUUUAUUGUCCCCCCUCCCCAAAAAGUUAAUUACGUUAGACACUGUGUGUUUCCAUGUUGCUCUUCAACUUCUAGUAAUAUUUCAGACAUAGGUGGGAUGCAAAAUGUAUUUCUGAAUGGCUAAAUGAAGAAAUGAGAAAAGUCUUCACUUCAAUCAGAACAAUUUUAUUGUUUUCUACAAGAUCAUGGCCAUGAUCAUCAUCAAUAAACUACUACACCAGCCUUCCCCUCUGACCAAUUAAAUAUCUCAGAGAAUAUGUCUGCCACACUUCUGAUUAAUAGGCUCCUGUAGUGCAUUGGUUAAGAGCUCAGCUGCUAACCAAAAGGUAGGCAGUUGGAAUCCACCGGCUGCUCCUUGAAAACCCUAAAGGGCAGCUCUAGUCUGUCCUAUGGGGUUGCUAUGGGUCAGAAUUGACUCGAAGGCAAUGGAUUUUUUAUUUUUUUAUAAUAUGAAAUUGUAGGGCAACUGCUCUUACAGGGGAUAAGUCUCCUUUUUAAAUUGUAUCAAUCAAAAAAUAAAUAAAAUC
Molecule: messenger RNA, 1679 nt
Organism: Loxodonta africana (African savanna elephant)
Lineage: Eukaryota; Metazoa; Chordata; Mammalia; Proboscidea; Elephantidae
Gene: CLEC7A
Product: C-type lectin domain containing 7A
Exons: 6
Coding region: 97-864 (255 amino acids)
Biological process (GO): positive regulation of lymphocyte activation; positive regulation of cytokine production involved in inflammatory response; positive regulation of cell migration
Cellular component (GO): cell surface
Molecular function (GO): (1->3)-beta-D-glucan binding; pattern recognition receptor activity
Source: RefSeq, a predicted model, not a curated record